Molecule: messenger RNA, 750 nt
Organism: Penicillium concentricum
Lineage: Eukaryota; Fungi; Ascomycota; Eurotiomycetes; Eurotiales; Aspergillaceae
Product: U1A/U2B'/SNF family RNA-binding protein
Exons: 4
Coding region: 1-750 (249 amino acids)
Biological process (GO): mRNA splicing, via spliceosome
Cellular component (GO): U1 snRNP
Molecular function (GO): U1 snRNA binding
Source: RefSeq, a predicted model, not a curated record
AUGGCAGCCGUCUCUACAGCUGGCAUUCCUCCAAAUGCGACAGUAUAUGUCAAGAAUUUAGAUGAGCGAAUCAAGGUCGACCAGUUGAAGCAUGCUCUGGAGGAGAUUUUCUCCGAAUAUGGCACCAUUCUAGAGGUCGUCGCAAAGACCAACCUCAAAGCUAAGGGCCAAGCCUUCAUCGUCUUUGACAACGUCGAUUCCGCUACCCGCGCUAUUGAGGAUAUCAAUGGCUUCGACCUCUUCGAGAAGCCUAUGGUGCUGGAUUACGCGAAGACACCCAGUGAUGCCACAGUCCAGCGCGAAGGUGGCAGCGACGAGCUGGAGGCUCACAAGCGGAGACGCUUAGCUGAGAAAGAGCGCAAACAAGCCCAUGAGGCCCUCGAAACACAGAAGAAACUCAAGCGUCCUGCUGCUGCCGUCGAGCCCGCACGCCCAGCCAAGACCACCAAAGGUGCCGGCCUCAAGCCCACCGCUGCUGCUACAACCGCUGUCGUUCCGGACGAGUACCUACCACCCAACAAGAUUCUGUUCUUGCGGGAUCUGCCAGACGAUGCAAGCCAGGAAGGCCUGUCUGCUAUCUUUGGCCGGUUCGAGGGAUUCCAGGAAGUCAGAUUGGUGCCCGGUCGCAAGGGAAUUGCAUUCGUCGAAUACGAGGCCGAGGCUGGAGCAAUCAGCGCGAAGGAAGCUACGUCUGGUAUGCCCAUGGGCGACCAGGGCAAGGCGAUUCGCGUUACCUACCAGCGACAGUAG